AUGAUUUCCAGAAUUUUACGUAAAAUAAAAUUUAUUUUAAAUAAGAUUUCAGAAGCAGAAGUUGAGGAUGAAUUUAGACUUCAACAGAAAUUGAUGAAAUUCUUAGGCAUUUAUCAAUCACCAAUUAAGAAACCUGAUUAUUGUAGCUUCAUAAUCAAGAUUGCGUUCCUUUUAGUAGGAUUUUAUGGAUUUGGACAGUUUAUUCGUGAAAAUUUUAGAAACAUCAUCAAAGUGUCACCAUGCUUAGGACCAGUUUUAAGUCUAACAAUGGCGACUAUAAAGUUCAUCACAUUUUUCUUCAGUUCCGAGAAAUUUUAUUGGAUAAGAAACAAGAUUCAAAUGUUGAAUGAAAGAUGCAAAGAUAAUGAUUUGGAUGUCAAAGUCAUCAAGAAUGUUCGCAAAAUGCAUAGUCGACUGCUAAUUCCGAUAUAUUGUGUCAUUAUAAAUGUUCUACUUUCCGCCAUUGUUCGUCCAAUUAUACAAAACUUGAUAAGUCUUUGCUUUUACGGUCAAGUGAGUUUGACAUUGCCACUCAAAAUGAGCUAUAACAACACUUCCGUGCCUGCUUUAUACAUAUUGGUGUACGUAUUUCAAGUAGUUUUGAUAUUAACUGUAUUAUUAUUUAAUGUAUUAGUAGAUCUAACCUUCUUCACCUGUUGCUUAUACAUAUGUGGUCACUUUGAGAUCCUCCGAAAGACAGUCAACACAAGAGAAUUGAAGAAAUUUGUCGAUUCUCACCGCGAAAUUAUCGAAGUAGCAACUAAACUAUCAAAACUUUACUGGCCUGUGGUCUUAAUUCAGUUUUCGAUGAUGGCUUUAAUUUUUUGUAUAGCUGCUAUCCAAAUAAUUAUCAUUCCUGAAGUCUCACAAAAAAUCACUGCUGGUACCCACUUGAUUGGAGGAACUGUUGCGCUUUUCACUUACUCUUAUGGAAGUCAAAAAGUCAUGGAUUCAGCUUUAUCUGUGGGCGAUGAUAUUUAUCAAAUUGACAAAAAUUAUCUUUUCAUUCUGAUGAGGACACAAAGAUUGUUAAAAAUAAAAGCAGGAUUUAUUCAUGCAUGCUUACCAACAUUUCUGAUGCUUUUGAGUUGGACUGUGUCGUUAGUGACAUUGAUAGAAUCAUUUGUAUAG
Chironomus riparius is the source of this 1131-nucleotide messenger RNA. Lineage: Eukaryota; Metazoa; Arthropoda; Insecta; Diptera; Chironomidae. The record is from the annotation of a GenBank genome assembly.